AUGUCUCGUCGUGGUGUUGGCCUGGGGGCCUUUGCUAAUCGCACUCAAGCAACACAAUCAUUUGCCACUCAUGGUGCUAACUUACGAUCCACGCAUCUAGCCUCCCUGCAGACCCAGCUUUCUGUCUUCCAGUCGUUACUCCAUACCUUUGCCCUUGAGCAUAGCUCCACCAUCAAAUCCAAUCCUACCUUCCGAGCCGAGUUCGCGCGCAUGUGCAAUACGAUCGGCGUUGAUCCACUCGCUGCAAGCAACAUCAAAGGCAAGAAUGGUCGCCGUGGACUUGGCGAAGGGGGCAGUUUCUGGACCCAGAUCCUGGGCGGGGACAUGAACGACUUCUAUUUUGAAGUCGCUGUCCGCGUCGUAGAACUAUGUCGGGAUACUAGGGACGAGAAUGGUGGUUUGAUCGGGGUGGAGGAAUGCCGGAAGCAGGUGCGGAAGGGGAAGGCUAUUGGAAGUGGUUUAGAAGUUUCAGAGGAUGACAUCCUCCGCGCCGUUCGAUCUCUAGAACCCCUCGGCUCCGGCAUCUCCAUCGUCCACGUUGGUGCCAAGAACUACAUCCGGUCCGUUCCAAAGGAGCUGAAUACCGAUCAGGCCACCGUCCUAGAAGUGAUGCAAAUGCUCGGAUUUGUGAGCGUGUCAAUGCUUCGACUAAACCUCAAUUGGGAGAAGGCCCGGGCCCAAACAGUUAUCGACGAUUUACUUGCCGAUGGCCUGGUUUGGUUAGACGCUCAGGGCCCAGAGAAGGAGUACUGGUCGCCUCAGAAUUUGCUGGAUGAUAGUGGAUGA
Molecule: messenger RNA, 786 nt
Organism: Penicillium canariense
Lineage: Eukaryota; Fungi; Ascomycota; Eurotiomycetes; Eurotiales; Aspergillaceae
Product: ESCRT-II subunit protein SNF8
Exons: 2
Coding region: 1-786 (261 amino acids)
Biological process (GO): protein transport to vacuole involved in ubiquitin-dependent protein catabolic process via the multivesicular body sorting pathway
Cellular component (GO): ESCRT II complex
Source: RefSeq, a predicted model, not a curated record